Molecule: messenger RNA, 1130 nt
Organism: Rana temporaria (common frog)
Lineage: Eukaryota; Metazoa; Chordata; Amphibia; Anura; Ranidae
Gene: IGFBPL1
Product: insulin like growth factor binding protein like 1
Exons: 5
Coding region: 152-964 (270 amino acids)
Biological process (GO): regulation of cell growth; regulation of signal transduction
Cellular component (GO): extracellular region
Molecular function (GO): insulin-like growth factor binding
Source: RefSeq, a predicted model, not a curated record
CACAUAUGUAUGUGGAGGAGUGGCUUGUGGACUGCAGCUGUCCAUGGCUUUACUGUCAGAGUGCAUUAGCUCUAGCAGUUUGUUUGGGAUGAGAGGCAGUCAGUCAGUGGUGAUUAACUGAGCACAAAGUCAAAAGUAAGCAUAGACAGAGAUGCAUCCCAUUCUGCUUCUGCUGCCCUUGUUUGGAUUCCUCCACUUGAUACCUGGUGUAGGGGCAAACACUUCUCUAUGCGGUCCAUGCAACAGAGAUGCCUGUAGGUCUAUUACCUGUGCAGCACCUGAGCUGCUCACCAAAGAUGACUGUGACUGCUGUGACCUCUGUCUCAGUAUAGAAGGAGAGAAUUGUGGUGGAAGAGAUGAGACGAGAGCUCGCUGUGCUCCUGGGAUGGUCUGUGUGAGCCAUUCCAGUUUGGGAAGAGAGUCAUCCUCUUAUUCUGAAGGAACAGGAUUCUGCCUUUGCGAAGAAGAUGGUGCUGUAUGUGGCUCUGAUGGACGAACCCAUUCCAGUGUCUGUGCCCUCCAUCUGCAGAGCUGGAAGGCACAAAGCCAAGGCAAGGGUACCAUCAACAAAGUCCAUGAUGGAGAGUGCACAUUUGCUCCUGUGAUUACGAUAGCACCAGGAAAAAUUCACAAUGUCACCGGUGCUCAAGUGUACUUAUCAUGUGAAGUAAAGGCAAUUCCAACACCUAUCAUAUCCUGGAGAAAGGUGUCAGAGUCUCCUAAAGGAGUACGAAUAUUUGAGGACCUACCUGGAGACAGAGUGAAUGUUGCUGUCCAAGUACGUGGUGGACCUUCUCGUCAUGAAAGUUCCAGCUGGGUAAUGAUAAAGCCUUUGACAAAAGAGGAUGAAGGUACUUACCAAUGCCAUGCGACCAAUAUGGUAGGAGAUGCAUUUGCAGAAGGAUCCAUCAGAGUUGUUGAACACAAUUCCCGCAGAAUGAAGAAGAACCAUCACCGUAUCUGAAGUUACUAUGUAAUCAGGACUGAAAACGACUUCCAACCUGCAACAUUUUUGGUUUCAUAAUUAUGUACAAAACAUGUAGAAAUUAGUUUUAUAUUGUUAUUAUGACGAUUUUUGUACAAUAUUAAACAGUUACUAGAACAAACUGAAUAAAGUUUCAUAGCUGCAA